UCACACAACAUUCUUCCCUCAUGUUAUUACAAAACAACCCUUUGUCUAUCAUUAGUCCCGUGCAGUUCCGUGACAUCCACGACAGAUACAUGACCCUCUUACGUAGACUAACAUCAAAGAGAGGGAAAAUUCAAAGAACUUUAACCAUUAAGCGCGUUUGCAAGAAGGUGGGAGGAAUCGCUUUGGUCGUUUCGCAAAGCGUGCUUCUGGUGGCUUUAUUGGCGUUUGCAGUUCACAGCGUAAUUGGGUUGGUGGCUGCACCGUGUAUAGCUAGCUUGUUUGGUUUGGUCAUAAGGAAGAAAUUUCGUGAAAGGGUGAACGGAAACUCUUGUGUGAGGCUAUGUGAACAACUUGAUGUUGCUGCGAAAGGGGUUUAUGUGCUGCUUAAUGAGUUGGAUACUAUGAGUCGUAUGGUUAAGAGGUUGGAUGAUGAGGUUGAACAUUGGAGAGAAGUUGGUAAUAUUUGUGUGAAGAAUUAUAAGCGUGAAAUAUUGAAGCGGGUUGCGAAGGAAUUUCAAGACAACGAAUCUAACUUUUUGGGCAUGUUGGAAGAGCUUGAAGAGCAUAUCUAUUUGUGCUUUCUCACUGUAAACAGAUCUAGAAAGUCGGUCAUGCAAGAAAUUACGAGGAACCAAGGUUAAGAAAAAUUGACGCCUCGUAUUCUUUUGCUUAAUUUUAUCAUUUAUAGAGAAGAAGUUUUUGCUGCAUGAGUCAAGUUGAUGAAACUUCUGCGAUGCACACUCAUCAAUUGGAGAGAAGGUUUUACAACUUUACAUGUAAAUUAUAUUUUCUUUGGGAACCAGGUGACUUUGACGAGUGUCUCUCUCUUAAUUUUCUUGCCAAGAAUUUCUGUUAUACGCCUUGAUUUGCAGGGUAAAGCUGGCUAACAUUUUUUGUUUAGAGUUAAUUGCAUUGAAGUCUUUUUCUAUUUUAAUUUAUGCAUGUACAAUGUUGAUCUCUUCAAGGUGAGAGAAAUGUUAAUUGUGCUUUGUACAAUAAUUUUUACAUAAAAAUGAGAAAGACGGAGAA
Cajanus cajan (pigeon pea) is the source of this 1029-nucleotide messenger RNA. Its product is annotated as UPF0496 protein At1g20180. The record is from RefSeq and is a predicted model, not a curated record. Lineage: Eukaryota; Viridiplantae; Streptophyta; Magnoliopsida; Fabales; Fabaceae.